This is a messenger RNA of Poecilia reticulata (guppy), 3101 nucleotides long. The record is from RefSeq and is a predicted model, not a curated record. Lineage: Eukaryota; Metazoa; Chordata; Actinopteri; Cyprinodontiformes; Poeciliidae.
CUUGAAUUCUAUAUUGUAUAUUUUAAAUACUAACGCUAUUAGCAAAAACGACCACUAAUAUGCAGUGAAUACCCAAGGUGUCAUUUAAAUUCUAUACAGUGUGUGACACAACCAUACGCUGGUUAUAUCAUUACAAAGAUUCCUAAAUAAAAUAUGAUUGUCUUAGGGACGUGGCAGAGGCCGGGGUGGCAUGAGAGGUAGAGGUCCACCGAAGAGAGUUGCCUUUAGGGACUUGCCAGCAGAGGAUGAAAUAGUCCAACCUCAGGCAGCAGAGGAAGGUGAACCUUCUAAGGCUGCCAAGAGACUGAAGUCUGUCAUGAAACUCAGCAAACUCCUGGCAGCCGGCAAGGGAGGAGAGCAACCAUCUGAUGCCGGCCCUCCUGGCCCAUCUCCAUGGAAGAAAGCCAAGUUGCUCAAGAUGUUUGGCGCUGGAAAGAAGGACAAGGAUUAUGCCAAACUGAUGUCAGCCCGCCGUAUUGACAGCCAGGACAGUCUUACGGACAGACCGGCAGUUAUUGGGCCAAUAGAUAGCAAGUCGGAUGCUCGCAGCCGGCUUAGCAAAGUUUUAAAGAAAAUUACCAUUGGCAACAAGUUGCAGGUCAGGAGGAAGUCACAGAGUAGCGUGAGUCAUGGCUCAGCCACAGGCAGUGAGAAAGAUGAGGAGGCUUCGCAGGCAGCCAGCGAGGAUGAAAGGAAGUCUAAAGUGUCUAUUAGUGUGACCGAAAGUGAGCCAGAAGGAGGUGCAAGUGGAAGCAGUAAGGAGAAAGACUCUGAUGAAGAAUCCUCUGAGAAAAGUAGUGUUGACAGAGAUUAUCUUAAAGUUGACUUGGACAGAGAUGACACAAAUGAAAGCACUGUGGACUCAGAGGAAGAGCCUGAUGAAGAGCCAGGUGAUUCUGAUGAGGAAAGCAGGUCCAAAUCUGAAGAGGGCGAGGAAACUGAGAAGGACUCUGGCAGUGAAAAAGAAUCAGAGACUGAGGGAGAGUCAGAGUCGGAAAAGGAAUCAGUGUCUGAGAAGUCCUCGGCUACGGAGAAAGAGUCAGAAACAGAGUCGGAGUCUGAUGAAGAGUCCAGCUCUGACAAGGAAACGGAAUCAGGAACAGCAACAGAAAAGGAAACCAGUACAGAAAGGGAUUCAGCAACAGAAAAAGACUCUGAUGAAGAGUCUGAGGAAGAAGAGGUGUCUGAAAGCACUAGAGAAAGUGGGUCUUCUGCACGCACUUCUAUAAGAUCUUCAGCUACUGAGGCCAGCAGAAGGAGCAGUGCUUCUGCUACUGUUAGUGGGACUGACAGUAAAGGUAGUGAAAGUGCAAGUGACAGUGGCAGUGGUAAUGUCAGAAGCGGUAGAUCUUCCUCUAGAUCAAGUGCGAGAUCCACACAGAGAACCAGCUCAUCAAGAGCAUCUUCAAGGAAGUCCAGCGAAGAACUCAGUGAAGCCGAGUCAGGGACAGGAACAGCUAGUGACGCAGAAUCGGGAUCAGGGUCAGGGUCAGGAAGUGAACGCUCUUCAUCUUGGGGGUCCAGCAAGAAAAAAGCAUCCAGUUCAGAACUGAGUAAAAGAUCUUCAUCUGGCAGUCAGCGUUCCUUUGGAAGUGAGGGGAGUUCAGCUGGCUCCCAGUCCACUGCUGGAAGUCGACGUUCCCGAAAGUCUGUCCUGAGUCAUGGUUCAGAGGAUGCAAUCACAGAGGAGAGUGAAGAGGAGGAGGAAGAUGAGGAAGAAUCUGGGACUGCUGAUGAGAGCAAGGACUCUGCGAGUGAGGCCAGCGAUGAAGCAUCAUCAAGAAGAUCUAGUGUCGUUUCUGAAGGCCCAGGACCCUCUGCUCCCUACCGUGGUCAGACCUAUAGUCCUGAGAUCAGGAGCACCUCUGAUGAUACAUACGGAGGCCUGUCCCCCAUCACUGAAGUGGACGAGGACGCCAUCUCCUCCGAUAAAUCUUCAGUCAGUGCAUCAAAGGGCUCAGAAGGCACUGAAGAAACAUCAGGUGGUGAUUCAGGAUCUGAAGGGAGCUCAACGGCCUUCUAGCGAGAUUUAUUGUCCCUGUGAAGUAAGAGUGAAUAAAAUCAAUUACCUUUGCAUGGGAGUGAAAAAAUAUUGCUUGCUUCCACAGACUGUUUCAAAUGUCUGCUUUUUCUCAUUUUCCCUGAGUAGGGGAAAAGCUGGUUUCCUGCUGCACAUUAUCUGAGUCUGACUCUCCUUUUUCUAGUGUUGACUUUUUUUUCUCUUUGAUGUUCUCUGUGUGCUUUUCAUGAUUUUUGGUUUUUUGUACAGUAUUCUAGUGCUAUUUUUACAUGUUCUUUUUUAUCAGUUUUCCCUGAAUGUUAAUAUUUUACUUAACUGAAAAUGGUUUCUCACUGUAAACUGACAGAUGUUUUCUUGAUAUGCGUUUUAACUUUUGCGUGAUGCCAUAUAAUAUGAGAACAUGUAUUUUUUUGCUGAGGAAAAAAAAAAAUCUGCUUCAAGAAAUAUCCAGUCUAUCUAUUCCACUGGAUAUAGUAGGGGAGGAUGCAAAACCCUCCUCACUACUAUGAUGCUAAAAUUUAAAAUUGGUUGGUUUUUUUUGUUUGUUUGAUUUUUAGUUUUUCUCCCGAUUCACAUGAGCACACCAAAAACUGAGCUUUUUUAAAAAAAAUCCCCAUUCUGACGUGGUUUUUUUGUGUGGUUUUUUUUUUUGUGUGCGUGUGGAAAUUAGAUCCAACUAGCCUUGCAACCUUUUAUUGCACAUUGCCAAUCAGCUGGCUUAAAAAAAGAAACAUUUUUUCAAUGCUUACAGGGCAGACAUAUUUAGUAAUACGAUGAUUAUUAAUGGUAAUAAUUGAACAAUUGCAAGGAAAUAUGUCGAUUUUCUGUUUUAAAAUAACAUUUUCUCUUUUUUUUUGUUCUCUGUUUUGCAUAAAACCAAGAUUAUCAUACCACCCCAUGUUUGCUUACACUUUCACAUCCUUUUUGAUCUGAAUGGAAACCUAAAUAAAGAGUCUAAGCUUUUUGGUUUGAUUGCUGUGCUGUGAAAACUUGAUUUCUAUGUCUGCUUUUUUAUUCUUUUUGGUUUUGUUUUAACCACAACUUGCUUUACCUUCCAAAAAUAAAAUAAAAAUUUUAAAAA